This is a messenger RNA of Saitoella complicata NRRL Y-17804, 1667 nucleotides long. Its product is annotated as Mov34-domain-containing protein. Bases 1 to 1422 code for a protein of 473 amino acids. Gene Ontology annotation, molecular function: metal-dependent deubiquitinase activity; K63-linked deubiquitinase activity; protein binding. The record is from RefSeq and is a predicted model, not a curated record. Gene Ontology annotation, cellular component: membrane; endosome. NCBI's taxonomy places the organism in Eukaryota, Fungi, Ascomycota, Saitoellomycetes, Saitoellales, Saitoellaceae. The transcript is spliced from 6 exons. Gene Ontology annotation, biological process: protein K63-linked deubiquitination.
AUGAGUGCCCCCCGAUCAGUGAAGGAGCUGGCGGAUCUGGCCGUGGAACCCGUGCGUUUUCUGCCGGGGACGUCAUUGAGGGUGUCGUUAAGGACGGCUGAGUCGAUGUGGAAGCAGGGCAAUGUGUACCUGUUGGAAGGCAAUGACGAACAGGCAUAUAUAUUACUGCUGCGUUACGCUGAGUUCAUCAUAAAGACUCUUCCAGCGCAUCCGGAAGCCAAAGCAUCUGCUGGUAACUGGAAGGAAAUCAAGGCUCAUCACGCGCGCGUGGACACGCUUCUGCAAAUAAUAUCGGGGAUCAAAAAGCGGCUCGAGGAACGGUAUCUCCAGUACCAACGCAUGCUUCUUGAAGAUGCUGAGGAGCGACGGCGCCAAGAAACGGAACGAAGAGUGAAGCUGAUCCAGGACAACGAAGUUGACAACGACACUGAUGAAGAAGAGAAGCCCUGGUUGGCUCGAAGUCUGAGACGAGGGAGUGCAGAGGGUAGCCACGGGAAGUUGGACUUGGUUGAGGAGAUAAGAGGACUGCAACUUGACAGACGGCGGGACGAUCGCUCAACCAGACACUCGACUAGACCGUCCUCGGAUCCUAAGAGAAGAAGUGGAGUGUCAUAUCCAACGGUGGAGCGAACAGAGAAACGAAGCUCCUUCGAAAAUAACUCAAACUGGACAAAUCACGUUCCACUACCAGAGUCACCGUGGUUACAGAAGCAGGUAUCAUCACCGCCUUUAAUACCAUUACCCCCGCCAAAGCCGACAUCCCGACUAAUACCGCCCUUACCACAAACUCCUCCGCCGUCGUUUCCUGCACCCAAGAAAGGGCAAGAGGCAUAUGAGUUUUCUUCGUCAGCAAGAACCGAAGGCGGUGAUCCAUUACGAACACUCUUCAUUCCAAAAGAGUUGAGAGAUCGGUUCUUGGAAGUCGCAAAGCCAAAUACGACCAGAAACCUGGAAACAUGUGGGAUUCUGUGCGGGAAGUUGAAACAAAAUGCACUUUUCGUGACUCAUCUCGUUAUUCCGGCGCAGGAGUCUACUAGUGAUACCUGCCAGACGAUCGACGAAGGGGCUAUCUUUGAGUUUCAAGACGCCCGGGAGCUGCUCACACUCGGCUGGAUUCAUACUCAUCCCACUCAGACGUGCUUCAUGUCAUCCGUGGACCUACAUACACACUGCUCGUACCAGUUGAUGCUGGACGAGGCUGUUGCUAUCGUCUGUGCACCGAGUAGAGGAGAAUGGGGAUACUUUAGGCUGACGAAACCACCGGGGAUGGAAGUCAUCACAAAAUGCAGGAAUACGGGUCUUUUUCAUUUGCAUGAUGAUGUUCCGGGCGGGAUCUAUACUGAUGCAGGGAAGGGGGACGGUGGGGGGGGUCAUGUGAGAGAGAUUGGAGGUUUGAGAUUUGAGGUUGUGGAUUUGCGAUGAUCGGCGUGGGUCUACGUCAACUUACAAGGAUUGUCAUGACGUGGAGGAAAGCAUCAUUUGAGCUUGAUGCUCGGCCCAAGCUCAAGGAUGGGCAUUUGCUACAGAUCAAUAUGUCGCCUUUAUCGUUAUCGAUAUCGGGACUUGGAUUGUACGUGGAAACGGCAUGGAAAGCCCCAGCAAUUCGAUAGAUCUAUGAUAGAAGCUCGUCUAGGACAUGUUAAUCAGAAUACGCCUUUCAACUCCCU